AAGCAGGGAGCUGGGGACUCAAUCAGAUCUCCCAUGUGAAUGGUGAGGACCCAACUUUUUGGGUCACUGCCUGCUGCCUCUCACGGUGCACAUUAGUAGGAAGUUCGAAUUGGAAACUACUGGGACUGAAACCCAGGGAAUAAAGCUUAUGUUCUGUUAAUGUGAAUUGCAACUACAGACAUGUUGUGGAGAAGACUAUGAAAAUGCUCUUCGUUGUUGGGAAUUUGUGAUAUGUGAAUAGAGACCAUUUUUCAAAAGAAUGGGGGAAAGAGCAGGAAGUCCAGAUACUGAUCAAGAAAGAAAGGCAGGCAAACACCAUUCCUCCUAUUAUUCAUCUGAUUUUGGAACUACACCACAGUCUUCUUGCCAGUCAUCACCAGUCAAUGCUUCUUCACCUGCAAGUAUUAAGGGGAAGAGUCCUAAAAGACAGAUUUCAGAUAGCCAAGUGCAUCAACAAGCCCCUAUGAAACGAAGCCCUAAGGGUGUACCAAACAGAAAGGGAGUCCGAGUAGGAUUUCGUUCUCAGAGCCUCAAUAGAGAGCCGGUUCGGAAAGAUCCCGAUCUUGUUACAAAACGGAUACUUUCUAACAGACUGCUAAAAAUCAAUGAGUUGCAGAAUGAAAUAUCUGAGCUUCAGGUCAAGUUAACUGAGUUGCUGAAAGAAAAUAAGACUUUAAAAAGGCUUCAGUACAGACAAGAGAAAGCCCUGAAUAAGUUUGAAGAUACAGAAAAUGAAAUCUCACAACUUAUAGUUCGUCACAACAAUGAAAUUACAUCACUCAAAGAACGCUUAAGAAAGUCUCAGGAGAAAGAACGGGCAACUGAGAAGAGAAUGAAAGAUACAGAAGGUGAACUAGUUAGGACAAAAUUUUCCUUAGAGAAACUGAAAAAGAUCUCUGAAGCUAGACAUCUACCUGAACGGGAUGAUUUGUCAAAGAAACUAGUUUCAGCAGAGUUAAAAUUAGAUGACACUGAGAGAAGAAUUAAGGAACUAUCAAAAAACCUUGAGCUAAGUACUAACAGUUUCCAGCGACAGCUGCUUGCUGAAAGGAAAAGGGCAUUUGAGGCUCAUGAUGAAAAUAAAGUUCUUCAAAAGGAGGUACAAAGACUGUAUCACAAAUUAAAGGAAAAAGAGAGAGAACUGGAUAUAAAAAACAUAUAUUCUAAUCGUCUGCCAAAGUCCUCUCCAAAGAAAGAAAAAGAACCUACAUCAAGAAAAAGUGCUGCCUGCCAGAGUGAUUUUACAGACCUAUGUACAAAAGGAGUGCAAACCACUGAAGACUUUAAGCUGGAAGAAUUUCCUAUAACACCACAAACAAUUAUGUGUUAUGAAAAAAAAUGGGAGGAGCCAGAACAUCUUCCUUUGGACCUGCCAUCCCAAGUGCAAGAUGAGCAUGAAGAAACAGGGAUUCUAAGCCCAGUUGUGGAAAGAGAAGAAAAAUUCAUUAAAGAUCAAGGACUCCAUGUUGUAAAACAGGAGAUUGAGAAGCUGGAGGAUGAAUGGGAAAGAGAAGAACUUGAUAAAAAGCAAAAAGCAAAGACAUCUUUACUGGAGAGAAAAGAAGUGCCAGAGUUGGAAACUGGAAGGUACCAAAUGGAAAUGUAUCAAGUUCAAAAUAUUGAUGCAUUGGAAGAAGAGGAAGAAGAAAGAUUAAAGAGAGAAAUGCUGCUUGCUAAACUGAAUGAAAUCAACAGAGAACUCCAAGAUUCUAGGAAUCUAAAAUGUCCUCCUUUGCCGUUGUUACCUGAUUUAAAAUCAAAACUGUACUCUCCAGAUAGAAGCUGUAAAUCAUACAUGUUCCCUGAAUCCUCAGAGAGAUUUCUUAAUGGACAUCAUUUGCAAGAUAUCAGUUGUUUAACACCAAAAGAGGGUCAGAAUCCAGGAAAUCCUGGAAGUCCCGCCUCUCCACAUGAGUUUGCAUUUGGUAGCUAUGUGCCUUCCUUUGCCAAAACGACACGGAAGUCAAACCCAUUUGGCCAAAAGAGUGGCCUCUUGGAUUUCCAAAGAAACUGUAUGGAAACUCCAAGUAAGGAUAAUCUAGAUUUAAUUACACGAAAAGAGAAAAAAGCUAAUCUGAUGGAACAGCUGUUUGGUGCCAGUGGCAGCAGUACCCUUUCCUCUAAAAGCAGUGACCCAAACUCUCUGGCUGGCAGCACAGGAGACUUUGAACCUCUCAGUUUUCUCUCUGGGGAUAAAAGCAGCCGAGGUAGAGAACAUGAUGAAGAUGAAGACUUUUUCUUCAAUGAGGCAAAAAAUGUUAAUCCAAGUAGACGCCGAUUAAAAAAUGCAAACCAUAAACCAGCAGUAAAAGCAGUUGAUUCUGUAGAAGAUGAAAUUGAAGAAGUAGUACUGAGAUGACUGACUAGAGUAUACAUUUUUUCCAAUUCUGCAAAGGAAUUGAUGACCUUGGAUUAUGCUGAGUGUGAUUGAUCUUUAAGAAGCAGUAAUACACCACCAACCAAGGAGAAAACACUCCUAAAAUGAAGAGUGGCCGAAAUAGUCUGUGGGAAGAAUAAAACAUUUAGAUUGGCACUUACUGCAAAGUGAGCUGUGUUUUUGAAGAAGUCACUAUGUAAUUGCUCAUAGUAUGAUUGCUGAGGCCAAGCAUAUGUGCUGAUGAGAAAGAGUUAUUGUUGUGUAUUGGGUUCUUACAAAUGUUUAUUAUUGAAUAUCAUUUCAUGACUAUUUGAUAAGACUCACCUGGUUAGGUCUCUAAUUGAAAGAUGUACACCCUGUUAUCCUUUAAGUUGUGUUCCUGUUAUUUAUUUGGAACAUAAUCUUUCAAAAGUGCUAAACUAUUAAAAUAUUUUCUUAAUAAAGAGAUUUUUAUGUCUGAUAUAAAUAAGCAUUUA
Lepus europaeus (European hare) is the source of this 2853-nucleotide messenger RNA. It is a transcript of the gene LCA5, whose product is annotated as lebercilin LCA5. The record is from RefSeq and is a predicted model, not a curated record. Gene Ontology annotation, cellular component: axoneme. The coding region runs from base 260 to 2359 and encodes 699 amino acids. NCBI's taxonomy places the organism in Eukaryota, Metazoa, Chordata, Mammalia, Lagomorpha, Leporidae. The transcript is spliced from 9 exons. Gene Ontology annotation, biological process: intraciliary transport.